AUGGAUGGAUUCGAUGCAGAUGGUAACACUUAUACUGGUCUGACAAAGGCACAGUUGAUAUCAGGCGAUGCUGGUUUUGAUAGUGAUGAUGCAAUGGUUGCAGCAGGGGGUCGCAAAAGGCCAGAUACCACGGGAGCUUCUUCUUCCACUGAUAUUGCCGACCCCACCGAAUCUGGAGACUGGGAAAACUAUUGGCCCAGUUUCAAUGGUAAGAAGCUUCUAUUCAAAAAGGAGGGCAUCACGAGGGCCGGAAACGGCAAGAUCAUCGACAAGGCAUGGUAUCACAUGUCUAAUAGACCAGCGCCCACUGUCACGGAAACUCAGACUCAAUUCGCGUUUACGCAAGUCUAUGUCACAUCCAGUGUAGAGCCAACUGACAACUAUUGGUGCGACGGAGGAUGGAUUCAAAUAACUAAGGAUGGGGAUCUCAUGGAUGACGACUGGGUUGUUGCCUACAUAACUGGCUAUCUUUCUCUCAUUUCACCAAAUGUCGAUGAUGUUGACACCUAUGACUGGUGCGUGAAUACCAAUGACAAAAAUAACACGGGAGCGUGUGCUCGACAGUACGCUAAAAGCCAUUCCGAGGCAGAUCUUGAUGCGGCAUUCGCGGUGGCCAGCAAUGACCACACCUCCACAAUUAUCUUACACGUGUGUAGUUUACCUUGUUUGGACGCUAUGUGUGUCGCUACUCAGGAGAACUACGCUUUCUUGCAGCCACUGCGCUUGCACGAGAUCUCGUUCACCAAAUCGUCAUCAGGAUAUCGUAAUAUAUCGACACCUUGCCUGAACGGCGAGGGUAUUUACUCACCAGCAGGUAGCAGCGGUAGAAAAACCUUUGGAUUUUGCCCACAAGGACAGAGGUGCGAUACCAUCAACCCUGGGACUGACAUGUGUCAAUGUGAAGCCUGUCCCCCGGGCCUCACCAACUGCCUGGAGUCCACGUGCGUAGCAUCCCAGACGGCUAAUGAUACUGCUACCGCGCCCGUGUGGGAGCCUACUUUCAGAUGCGCCACUGGUGCCUGUGAGCAAGGGUUUUACCAGGAUAAGACCACUGGCCAAUGUACAUCAUGUUCCUUUGUGAGCGGAUGUACAGAGGCGGUGUGCACAAGCUCGUUCGAUACACAGUGUGCCUACGGUGGUUGCAUCGGCGGUUGCUUCAACACUGCCCCCCCCGGUGGAAGCGGGAUGUGUACCUGUGAUAGCCUGACUUGCAGCGGACAAACAGCACUUCCUACUACUGAUAUUGAUGCCAACUGCGGAACAUUCUGCGUUGACGAUCAAGGUGUCCUUAUCCGCGAAGUCAUGGGAGGUGAAGACCUGACACAGUGCACAGAGAU
Messenger RNA from Sphaeroforma arctica JP610, 1337 nucleotides. RefSeq lists its product as hypothetical. The record is from RefSeq and is a predicted model, not a curated record. The transcript is spliced from 3 exons. The annotation marks the transcript as partial. Lineage: Eukaryota; Ichthyosporea; Ichthyophonida.